CUUUUUUGGCGUUAAUUCAAUCGACCAAAACCUUUUUCUCCUUUCUAGCUCACGCUUUCUUCUUCUUCCAAUGGCGUCUUCUGCAGCUCUCGGAUCUCUCCAUCAGACUUUAGGGUCCGCCAUUAAUUCACAGAGUGAGGUUCACUCUCUUUCUGGAAACUGGUCUGCCUCUGGUAAUUCUUGUGUACCACAGUGGAGAUUAUCCAACAGGAACAGCAAGUACACUCUUGUCUUACGUGCUAAAGCCGCUAAAUCUUCGACAGCAACCAAAAGUGAUGAUUCAUCUGAGGCUAGUGUGUCAAACGGGAAGAAAACUGUUCGACGGAUAACUUUCCCGAAAGAAGUGGAGGCACUGGUUCACGAGAUGUGUGAUGAAACUGAGGUUGCUGUGCUGCAACUUAAGGUUGGAGAUUUUGAGAUGAACCUAAAACGGAAGAUUGGAGCGGCCACAAACCCCAUUCCCAUGGUGGAUAUAUCUCCAACCAUAGCUCCUCCUAUUCCUUCUGAACCCAUGAAUAAAUCUGUUUCUUCAGCUCCUAGCCCAUCUAAAGCAAAACCCACCUCUGAAAAAGUGUCUCCAUUUAAGAAUACAUCAUAUGGGAAACCAGCAAAGUUGGCUGCUUUGGAGGCAUCUGGAUCUAACAACUAUGUUCUAGUCACAUCUCCCGCAGUGGGCAAGUUUCAGAGGAGUAGAACUGUAAAAGGAAAGAAACAAUCUCCUAGCUGCAAAGAGGGUGAUGCAAUAAAGGAAGGCCAAGUUAUUGGAUACUUACAUCAGUUGGGAACAGAACUUCCAGUGACGUCGGAUGUAGCUGGGGAAGUCCUUAAGCUUCUUUCAGAUGACGGAGACUCUGUAGGUUAUGGUGAUCCUCUGGUCGCGAUCUUGCCAUCUUUCCACGACAUCAACAUCCAGUGAGGACGGUUUCUUCAGCCCAAUUUCGCAUCAAAUGAACAAUCUUUCAUCCGGAGACUGUACUAUUCAUCUUCUCCUGUGUUUGUUUAAUGGAGAUUUGUAAUCUGUUUAGUUGCAAAGAGUCUAUUUUGAUCUUGCUCUCAUCAUUUGUCACCUAACCUUAUGGUUGUCACGUAAUGUGGAUUUUCUGCACCAGGAAAAAAAAAUUGUUGAAUUUUU
Messenger RNA from Arabidopsis arenosa, 1132 nucleotides. NCBI's taxonomy places the organism in Eukaryota, Viridiplantae, Streptophyta, Magnoliopsida, Brassicales, Brassicaceae. The record is from the annotation of a GenBank genome assembly.